AUGAGGACUCUUAAAUUUCAGCUCGACUACGUUCUGGCGAGGAACAUUCCUCAGUCAGAUAUCCGAAAAUCUAGAGCUGUUUGGGACGUCGCGUUCGAUUCUGACCACCGUCCAGUUCUUCUCAGCUUCAAGCUACGGUUCCACAAGAGAAACCGAGGAGUUCCUCUUCAACCGAAAAUCGACAUGGCAGGUCUGAAAGACGAUGAAUGCAGAAGAAAAUUCCGCCAACGUGUGUCUAUUCAUGUUGGAGUACGGACCAGGAAGAAGCUUAGCGAUGCGGAUUCCUUCACAAAGUGCAAGGGAAACGCUUCCGGUUCUAUUGCCGCGGAGGAAGUUUGCCUUUGCAUCUGCGGAAACAAAAUCCACACACAAUUCUGUAUGUGUCGCGCCCAGCGCUGGUGA
Necator americanus (New World hookworm) is the source of this 402-nucleotide messenger RNA. RefSeq lists its product as uncharacterized. NCBI's taxonomy places the organism in Eukaryota, Metazoa, Nematoda, Chromadorea, Rhabditida, Ancylostomatidae. The record is from RefSeq and is a predicted model, not a curated record. The transcript has a single exon. Bases 1 to 402 code for a protein of 133 amino acids.